UUUUUUUGUUUUGUUCAACACAAAGCCGACUGAAUUGGCAAAUUUUUCUUUCAAAAAUUUAUCAUCAAUUUUGAAAUAAAAUUUCUAUAGACAAAUCAAACAUGGCAUCAACAAAAAAUCAACAACCGAAAAAGAUUGAGCUAAAUAUAAAUGAUAUGAAUUUAUAUCAGAUAAAUGCAAUCAAACAACAAUUGGAUCAGGAAAUUGAAAUUCUUGAAAAAUCAAUUGUCGAUUUACAUAAUGCUAAAACUAAAUUUGUUGGUUGUUUUGAAACGGUUGAAUCAUUUGAAAAAUUACCAAAUGAUAAUCAAAUAAUGGUACCAUUGACACCUUCACUUUAUGUACCUGGUCGUACUGUUAAUAAUAAUGAAUUUCUAUUGGAUAUUGGCACUGGUUAUUAUAUCGAACGUGAUCGUAAAUCAUCAAUCGAUUAUUUUAAUCGUAAAGUUCAAUUUUUAAAUACACAGAUGGAUAAAAUUGUUAAAUCGAUGCAAGAAAAAGGUACAGUACGACAAAGUUGUCUACAACGGCAACAACAAUUAGUAAUGGCACAAAUGGCUGCUCAACAACAACAACAACAACAAUCAUCAUCAUCAUCAUCAUCGGCUACAAAUCAAUCGAAACAAGGACAGAUUGUGAAAUCCUAGAUUCUGGAAUGUAAUAUUUUUCUCCAUCACCUAAAUCAAUUCAGAUCUGUGUGUGUAAAUGUUCCAAAGAAUUUAUACGAUUAAAAUUAAAAGUUUCGAUUCAUCAA
Messenger RNA from Dermatophagoides farinae (American house dust mite), 754 nucleotides. RefSeq names its product prefoldin subunit 5. NCBI's taxonomy places the organism in Eukaryota, Metazoa, Arthropoda, Arachnida, Sarcoptiformes, Pyroglyphidae. The record is from RefSeq and is a predicted model, not a curated record. Gene Ontology annotation, cellular component: cytoplasm; prefoldin complex. Gene Ontology annotation, biological process: RNA polymerase II core complex assembly; RNA polymerase III assembly; RNA polymerase I assembly.